AUUAUUCUUAUUCAUCAUCACAGUUGAGUGGGAAUACAAACUUUGAACGACAGUCGGGGCCGCCGCUAAAAGCCCUAAAAACCCAGAGCCAAAGAUGACGGCGGCAAGGCUGAUCAGAUUGCUGCCGAAACUUAGAAAAGCAAGAGCUUCACUUUCUUCUCCAUCUCCUUCGUUAAAAUAUCUAUUUUCUUCCAACUCACCGUCUCCCCGCGACGUCGUUUCGAGCACUGCCGCCAACGUCGCUGAUCUGGGCGAAGAUGAAGAUGAUGACGUGCCCGUCUACUCUAACCCGACUGCUUCCGCGGCGGCGAAGAUCGUGCAACCCACUCUCCUUCAGCCAGGCGUCGUGGUAUACGAUGGGGUCUGCCAUCUCUGCCAUGGAGGGGUGAAGUUUGUGAUCAAAGCGGACAAGUACAGGAAGAUCAAAUUCUGUUGCGUUCAAUCGGAGAGUGCUGAGCCUUACCUGAGAUUAUGUGGUCUGGAUCGGGAGGACGUUCUUCGUCGAUUCUUGUUUGUCGAAGGCCCCGGGCUUUACCACCAAGGCUCUACUGCUGCACUGAAAGUUUUGUCGUACUUGCCUCUCCCUUACUCUGCUUUGAGUGCUUUCAUGGUGAUCCCGACUCCUCUGAGAGAGAUGGUUUAUGAUUAUGUUGCCAAGCGGCGCUACGACAUCUUUGGCAAGUCUGAAGAUUGCUUAGUUUUGCGAGAAAAAGAGUUGUUAGAGCGUUUCAUUGAUAGGGAAGAGAUUAUGGAUCGAUCUCCACCGGAUUUGUAAUUAGUUUCCCCAGAGCUAACCAUAAUCCACGUAUGUUUUGCUUACGAAAUGUUGCAUCGGUAAAAGCAUUGGUCCUUGUCUAUUCGGCAUCAUCAACAGUUACUGCUGUUCGGGGCAUCUCAAGAAGAAAGAUAGGCAGCUGCGAGGGCGCGGAUAUUCUCCGGUUAUAGCCUCGUAUCUUUCCACAUUGCACUUGUCACAUUUUACUAUCAAAUAUUAGACUUUAAUUUGUAGGGCACUUCAAUAUAGAAAUACCCUUAAAAAAUAGGCGUAUGCUAUUAUUGGCGGUGCGCACACGGUAUUCUUUAGUAAAAGGCGAAAGAAUAGUUCGCUUUGUGCUCACCGCACAGCUCCAUGAGUAAACAGUUGGCUGGAGAAGCACUAUGUAGUGGCUCUCCAGUGGUUUGUGCGCUUCUUCUAACCGAUGUGGGACAUCGUGGCAAAUUAUUCCUCAACACUUA
Molecule: messenger RNA, 1236 nt
Organism: Malus domestica (apple)
Lineage: Eukaryota; Viridiplantae; Streptophyta; Magnoliopsida; Rosales; Rosaceae
Molecular function (GO): protein-disulfide reductase activity
Source: RefSeq, a predicted model, not a curated record